AUGUCGGGUCCUGUGGUGGAUAUAGUGAUAAGGAACGACAAGGCGGCUGCCCUCGAAGCGCUUCGGAAUCUGUGGAGCUACCGACUGUUGGAGACGUUACAUCUCGAAAGCUGCGAUCUUACCGAUCAAGACCUCGAAUGCAUCCAUCCAGGCACCACUUGCGUCAGAUAUGUUUGCCUUCGUAAUAACCAGCUGGUUCACCCUUGGCCGACCCUAGCGAAAAUGUUCCCAGCUCUCGAUUGCCUGGACUGCAGAGAGAACAGGUUGUUGACAAUGGAUCUGAAUGCCAUGAAAACAUCACGGUUUGCUUGUAUGGAG
Molecule: messenger RNA, 318 nt
Organism: Ostertagia ostertagi
Lineage: Eukaryota; Metazoa; Nematoda; Chromadorea; Rhabditida; Trichostrongylidae
Source: the annotation of a GenBank genome assembly